CGUUAGUAGACGGUAGCCAGUGUCGACAGUAUGUAGGUUGCUUAUCUGUACAGCAGCUAGACGCCGACAACUCUCACGUUAGCGAUGAAGUACGGCUAAGAACAGCGAUGACAACGACACUGUGCUGGGAGAUUGACACCCGGCGAUGACGACAGCGAGGACGAUGAUGUCGCUGUCGACUAUAAUUCGAUAGUGUGCAAUUCGAAUUGCAGCGUCGGCUGACAAAUGAGGAAGCUACUGCCAGAAUGGCCACGGGCGACUCAAAACAGGGUGAAUCCAGCACAACCGGCUGCUUAAUGGACCAACUCGAUGACAUACGCGCCGAAGAGUUGGUGAGAGAAGUGCUACAUUUGCGUGAGAGUCUGCAUCAAGCUGCCGUCGCUGUUAUGAGGAGUCAGAAAAAGCUGCAGAUACAAAAGACGAAGACGAGGAGGUUGAUAGACAGCCUGCAGCGCAAUGACGCCAUUACUAGAGCGAUGAGCCUAGAACACGACAAGCAAAUGCAGGACGUCACCUCGAAGCUUAUCUUUCUCCAAUCAAAGAUCAGGAAGGAUCAAGCUGCGAUCCUAAUGCUUCUAGAAAAGAAAGACGAGAUCAUAAGCACACAGCAGCAAGAUCUGCUGCAACUGCGAAAACGCGUCGGCGCAGAGGUGCACAACGACGACGAUGACGAUGACGACGGUGACGACGACGCGUUCGAGGUGGAACCAGCGCGGUCGCCGACUCUCAGCGACAAGUACUCAGCGCAUCACGACGACUCCGGCCUCGAGAACUCAGGCGAGGGCGAGCUGCUCAGCGCUCACAGCUCCCUCUCGCGAGAGACGACAAAGUCCGUCUCGUUUUACUUCGCCGGUGAAGCGUCGAGUGGUUCGGGGUCGGGCUCGCCGAGCGGUGGCGACAGCGGCGAUAGCGCGACGGGCAGCUUGGAGCGAUGUAGUCACAAGCUGUCGCCGGUCAGCGAGGUAGAGACCCCGACUGAUGGCACGCCUCUUUGCCACGACGUCGCCGACGCCGACGCUGUCAUCACCGAGAGCAUAGAACGUUUGAAGCUCGGCUGCCGGGGGGACAAAGCAACUGCGGCGGUGGAAAAAACCGCGUGCUUGCCCAUCGACCGAGUGUCUGUGGCGAAAAACGACUUACUACCUAAAAAUGGCGGGCGGCGACCAUUGAUACACGCGCUCGCCAGUCAGGUCACCGACGACGACGCUGACGAUACUUACAUUGUCGCGAACUUCGAGCCUGGGGUGACGAGGAACAAAAGCGUGAAGACUGUGCGCGAGGUGAAGCAUCGCAAUAGGGACAAGAUGCGGGCAAAGACUCUGCCGGCAGCCGACUUCCCUAUUUACGCUACUGAAGGAAUGGUGCACUACGUGUGAAAGGGAACUAUCACUAGGUUCUUUUCUUCGAAUUAAUUUGAUUAUUUAUGUGAUUGCUGAUCAGUGUUGCCAGCUGUCUCAGCCUCUCUCUUGUUAUGACGCGCAAGCACUUAAUAUUUCUCUCUCCCUCUUUCUUGCUCCUUUUCGUGUUUUUAUUUUAUAACUGUCUAUCUAACUUGUAUAUUCACAUGUAGGGCUUUCAUCAUAGUAAUCUGCGCGUGUUGCAGGUAUUUUUGGCAGUCUAUACAUUCUUACCUUAUUAACUUAAUAAAAAACUAAACCUUAACGUGCAGACGCUAAUGUAACCAGUCAUCGUUCGGUUUUUGUUCAUUUUAAUAGUUAUAAUCGAAGAUCUGAUGCGCGUUCAUAAUCGAUGAAUUUCAAUUGACGGCGUAACUGUCUUGUAAACAGUCAUAUUUCCUCACUGUAACUUUCUUUUCUAUAGAGCCGGGCGCAUAUGGGCGAAUAACACGCUCGAUUGUGUUUCAAAACGCACAGCGAACGUAGGCAGAUGAACACAACUGUUCGCGUGCGUCACUACGCGUCGCAGACGCGUUGUCUUUUCUAGCGCAGCCUUGUCUUUUCAGGAAUCAAACAGGUUUGAUGUUUCAUGCACGAACGCCGACGCAAAGUUCGGUAGGCUCAGUCGAGACAAAUCUGUCUGCGCUCGGACUACAUACGUUUUUAUAACGCAAGCGUAGGCGUUGACGCCCUUUUGCGCCCGGGUUCAUAUAUACUGAUCUACUGAUCGAGCGUCCUAGCUAGCUUGCUACGCUAGCUAUACCCCUGUGUAGCAGAGGAUUGUGCUAACUCGUUCAGUUAAAAACGAAAACGAGAACGCUAUUAGGGCAGUAUAGUUGUACAAAACAUAUGAAAUAAUUUGCUGAUGUAUAAACGAAUGUGUUUUUGUUGGAAUAUUGUAUAUAAUGACGAGCAAGUGCGUUAACAAUGUGAUCAAGUAAAUGAAAAUAUAUUCAUGCUUAUAUUAUUUAACAAGAAUUUCCAUUUAAAUGUUAUUGCUUUAUUCUGCGCGAAAUUGUGGUAACGAUGCAACUGUCGAUAAUAGUUUCCUCUUUUUAGUUUCCUCGUCUGUGAAAAAAUAGCGGAAUUGAA
Messenger RNA from Priapulus caudatus, 2489 nucleotides. RefSeq lists its product as uncharacterized. NCBI's taxonomy places the organism in Eukaryota, Metazoa, Priapulida, Priapulimorpha, Priapulimorphida, Priapulidae. Bases 246 to 1376 code for a protein of 376 amino acids. The transcript has 4 exons. The record is from RefSeq and is a predicted model, not a curated record.